UUUUUAAAUAGAGUGGAUAGGGAGUGAUGCGGGGACGGCCCACUUCUAAUCUUGACUGAAGAAGGGAAGGCCCAAGUGGCGUGGCUGAAGCAAUGGAUGUGACCCAAACCAAGCAAGAACAUCUCUUGGCCUUGAAAGGUCCUGUUCUCAGCUGCAGAGCACACAGAAUAAGAUUCUUUUGAGAAAUAACAUCUUGUUUGUUGAGACACGCCUGCCCAGAAAACUUUUAAAAUAAGACAUGGAUUCCCACUGUACAAGGAUGGAAAUGGUUCUGCACUACCGAGCUCAGGAAAAGGACCCUGCAGCAUUACAAAGCAUUGCAGAAGAAGCCUUGAAGAAAUUUCCUAGGCGGCAGCUGCCAGUCUUCAUACCCUGGUUUCCAAACACUUCAUGUAAACUGCCUGUUAAACCUAAAAAUGCUCCUCCAGUUGUUUCUGUUAGGGAAGUAGAACAAGUGAAACAAUCUAUUGCUACUUCAGAAACUAUUUGCAACGCUUCCUUAUGUUAUAGUGCAGAAGGGCUUAAGGAAUUUGAACCUAACAUAAAAGCUGAACAGACUUUACACGAUGAACAUGAAGAAACUGACUUGACCAAUUUGGGAAAGCCAUCAGGACAUGGCAGAGGCAAGCUAAGGAGAACUUGGAGUGUUUCUCUACCCAGCUCCAAACUUAAAGGCAGCAUUCUUCCUUUAUCUCUAGAAUUGCAGAGAACUUUAAAAAAAUUAAAGCUGCAUGUAUUCUAUAGAGCAUGGUGGAUAAUAGAACCAUCUAUUUGUAACAACCAAGUUUUGGAAGAUGUUUGGAUAAAUCUUAAUGGCAUGAUCAAACACAAUGAACUUCCAUCUUGUAACGCUACAAUCCAGAGACAUGAAAACCAGAUUUUGAUUUUUUGUGAUAUAUUAUACUGUGAAAAUAUUGCAAACAGGCUUAGAAAAAAAUUAAGCAUUAAGGGAAAGAUGAAUCUGCUUGUUCACAAAUAUGGGAUUAUACAUAGUUUCUAAUGUUUAGCUAAAGCAAGGCAGUCUGCCACUUGGGAUCUGAUAAAUCAAAUUAGCACAUUUGCUGCUGUAUAUUUUCCAAACACACACCAUUCACCACUCUUCCCAACAAAGGACUAAACAGGAGGUAGCAUUUACAGAUGGCUGGUUGAGCAUUAAGCUCAAAGCGAUCUAUUUCUUCUAUUCCCUAUGAAGCUAAAAUCUAAAUCUAAAUGUUUGUGCAGGCAACAAGCAAGGCUGUAUUUUUAAAUAUAAUGCUAAAUAAACUACAAAUGGAAUUUAUGGAUUUAUUUGCUGUGCCUUCUGGCAGGAUAAAUCAAGCAGAAGUAAUCAUGAAGCAUGUGCUGGUAUAAGCCACUUUAAUAUUACAUUUGGUGAAUCAUACUUUCUUAUAAAUGAUACCAGACAAAUACAAGACUGUUUAUGUUAAAUGUUUCUAGUUUGUUCUGUAGGACUAAAAAUACCAAUAUUUUGUUGAGUGCUAGAAAUCCUUAUCGUAGAUCCUCACAUCAUUUCUGAAUUUAUUGUUUAAUUAAAUGAUUUUCUUAAUAUGACUCAGUAUAAGUGGUCAAGUGGUGAUAAAACGUAUUUGCAAAUGAAUUGAUUUCUACAAAGAUGUAUUGUACUACUAUAAGUUUUCCAAAGAUACACAAUUAUUUCAGAAGAUGACAUUUGGGAGAAUAAUUCUACAUAUUAAUAAUUAUGUUUAGAAUCUUCAUUACUAGAUCAAUAAAAUAUUUGUGUAUAAAUAUUAAAU
This is a messenger RNA of Ahaetulla prasina, 1754 nucleotides long. RefSeq names its product shieldin complex subunit 3 (gene SHLD3). The record is from RefSeq and is a predicted model, not a curated record. Gene Ontology annotation, biological process: positive regulation of isotype switching; positive regulation of double-strand break repair via nonhomologous end joining; negative regulation of double-strand break repair via homologous recombination. Lineage: Eukaryota; Metazoa; Chordata; Lepidosauria; Squamata; Colubridae. The transcript is spliced from 2 exons. The coding region runs from base 239 to 1000 and encodes 253 amino acids.